AUGUCUGCUACAAGGCCAGAACUGAAAUUUUCUGACGUGUCAGAGGAGAGAGGUUUUUAUAGAAGGUUCAACUCCUUACCUGAAAAACCAUCCACCAAAAUCCGCAUAGUUGACAAAGGAGAGUAUUACACGGUUGUAGGUUCAGAUGCAGUAUUUGUUGCCGAAAACAUAUAUCAUACACAGUCUGUGUUGAAGAACUGUAAUGUUGAUCAGAUAACUUUGAAGGGGUUCAAGAAUGAACCACCACAAUACGUUACAAUUUCACAGCAGGUUCUAAGCAAUUUACUCAAGGUGUGUCUAUUAGACUCAGGUUACAAGGUCGAAAUAUACGAUAAAAACUGGAAAUUACUAAAAAGUGCGUCACCAGGUAAUAUAGAACAAGUUUCUGAACUAAUGAAUUUGAACAUUGAACAAUCGAUCGUUAUUGCAUCAUUGAAGCUACAACAGAAUUCUAAAGAUGGAAAUAAUGUUAUUGGUGUUGCUUUCAUUGAUACUUCAAAUUUUAAAAUUGGUAUGUUAGACAUCGUAGAUAAUGAAGUUUAUUCUAAUGUGGAAAGUUUUUUAAUUCAGUUAGGUGUCAAAGAAUGUUUAAUUCAAGAUCAAAGGUCGAAUGAAAAUUCUGCUGUCGAAUUCAAAAAGUUGGUAAGUGUAAUUGAAAGGUGUGACUGUGUGGCUAGUCUGUUGAAGAAUUCAGAAUUCUCUGAAAAAGACGUAGAACUGGAUCUGGUAAAAUUAUUAGGAGACGAGUUAGCUUUAUCUUUACCUCAAAAAUACUCUAAUAUAUCGAUGGGCGCCUGUAACGCUCUGUUAAAAUACCUUCAACUAGUAACCGAAGAGGAGCAAAUUGGAAAAUAUGAACUUGUUGAACAUUCUUUGAAAGAAUUUAUGAAAUUGGAUGCAUCCGCCAUAAAAGCUCUUAACCUUUUCCCUCAGGGACCUCUUCAAGCAUUAGGCCCUUCCUCUAUUAUAAGCAUGUCUCCAUCAUCAGGUGGGAAGAUUGAAUCCCUUUUCCAGCUUUUAAACAACUGUAAAACAAACGCAGGAAUAAGACUUUUAAACGAAUGGUUGAAACAACCUUUAACAGACUUAAACCUAAUAAAUCAGAGACAUGACUUGGUUGAAUUUUUGAUCGAUCAGUUAGAACUAAGAAAUAUGUUACAAAGUGACUUUCUACCGCUAAUACCUGAUGUUCGUCGUAUCACAAAGAAGCUAAGUAAAAAGGGAGGUUUAGAGGACGUCUUGAAGGUAUAUCAGUUUUCGAAAAGAGUACCAGAGAUCGCCCAAUUACUAGAAUCAUUUGUACAAGAUACCGAUAUAAGUGAAGAAAUGAAUUCUUUGAUAAACGCCACUUGGCUUACCCCUUUAAAAUCUCAUUUAGAUCCAUUAUCGAAGCUCCAGGAAAUGGUGGAAACUACAGUGGAUUUAGAAGCUUAUGAUGAAAGUAAUGUCUAUAUGAUAAAGGUGGAAUUUAAUGAGGAGCUAGCCUCAAUCAGAAAUAAAUUAGAUAGUCUACGAGAUGAAAUCAAAACAAUUCACCUAGACGCUGCAGAGGAUUUGGGAUUUGAUCCGGAAAGAAAACUAAAAUUGGAAAAUCAUCAUCUCCAUGGUUGGUGUAUGAGGUUAACCCGUAAUGAUGCAAAAGAGCUACGAAAACAUAAGAACUACAUAGAACUUUCCACUGUUAAAGCAGGUAUAUUUUUCAGUACUAGAGAGCUAAAAGAAAUAGCUAACGAGACUGCAAUUUUACAAAAAGAGUAUGACAAACAACAGUCUACAUUGGUAAAAGAAAUCGUAAAUAUCACUUUAACCUAUACCCCUGUACUUGAGAAGCUUUCGUUAGUUUUAGCCAACUUAGAUGUUCUAUCUUCAUUUGCUCACACCUCCUCAUAUGCUCCAAUCCCUUACGUGAGACCUAAAAUGUACGGCUUUGGCUCUACCAGAAAGACUAAAUUAUUGGGGUCCCGUCAUCCCGUUUUAGAAAUGCAAGAUGAGCUAACUUUCAUAGCUAAUGAUGUUGUUUUAGAAAAUGGUACGGGGGAAUUUUUGAUUAUCACAGGACCAAAUAUGGGUGGUAAAUCGACCUACAUAAGGCAAGUUGGUGUGAUUUCCUUAAUGGCACAAAUUGGUUGCUUUGUUCCAUGUGAUAAGGCUGAAAUUUCAAUUGUUGAUGCUAUCUUAUGUAGGGUGGGAGCUGGCGAUUCUCAAUUGAAAGGUGUUUCUACAUUUAUGGUAGAAAUGCUUGAGACCGCAUCAAUUCUGAAAAACUCAACUAAGAACUCCUUAAUUAUCAUAGAUGAACUUGGGAGAGGCACUGGCACAUAUGACGGAUUUGGCCUUGCUUGGGCUAUAGCAGAACAUAUUGCAGCAAACAUUGGAUGUUUUGCAUUAUUUGCGACUCAUUUCCAUGAAUUGACUACACUAGCCGAUAAAUUAGCAAAUGUCAAAAAUAUGCACGUUGUAGCUCACAUCGAACAAAGUGAAAGUAGUCAUCAUGACAGUGAUGAUAUCACUUUGCUCUACAAGGUUGAACCCGGUAUCUCUGAUCAAUCAUUCGGUAUUCAUGUCGCAGAGGUUGUUCAAUUUCCUGAUAAGAUUAUUAGGAUGGCAAAACGAAAAGCUGAUGAACUAGAGGAUUUGAAAAAAAGUAAUGGAGAACUGAAGAAAGCCAAGAUUACCAUGAGUGAGUUGAACGACGGUAACUUGAAGCUAAAGAAAUUGCUAAAAGAUUGGGUAGCCAAUGUAAAGAAAGAAGAUUUGAAUGAUCCAGAAAGGUUUUCUGAUACGCAGUGCCAAGAAAAAAUUCAAGAACUAUUGAAAACAUUAACUUCAGAAGCUGUUUCCACCAAUGAUAGAUACCUUGAAUACUUACGUACACUUUUAUGA
Molecule: messenger RNA, 2883 nt
Organism: Kazachstania africana CBS 2517
Lineage: Eukaryota; Fungi; Ascomycota; Saccharomycetes; Saccharomycetales; Saccharomycetaceae
Gene: MSH2
Product: mismatch repair ATPase MSH2
Exons: 1
Coding region: 1-2883 (960 amino acids)
Biological process (GO): mismatch repair; mitotic recombination
Cellular component (GO): nucleus; MutSalpha complex
Molecular function (GO): mismatched DNA binding; ATP-dependent DNA damage sensor activity; ATP binding
Source: RefSeq, a predicted model, not a curated record